GAGACUCCAUUGGAUUGUAAUCAUCGUCAUGUCGGAUUUAUGUAAACUACAACAUUGUAACAAAAUGGCGACUGUUUAGGUCACGUCAGUAAUGCAGGGCAGCACUGUUAUUUCUUACAACUCAACUGAUACAAGUCAAGGAAUUGUGUGACCUCAUUUGAAGAAAUUGUGUUCUAGGUCGUUCGGUAACAGUCCCAACCUUCAAGGAAUUUGACGUGACGCGAGUUACUACCUUGGAUGAAGAUUUACAGCAGGAUUGUAAAUGUAUUAAUGCCGAGGUGGAACAGUACCUAUUUUUUGUUGUUGUUGUUGUUGACCUUUUCAAGAUGUGCUGGAUGUACCAAAUGUUUCACAACAAGGGGGGAUCUCUAUGGGUAAUUUUUUCCUGAAUCUCAUCGAUUUAACCAUGGUGAAACUUACCAAUCCUCUAUAUACAGAGUGGAUUCUAGAAGCGAUACAGAAAAUCAAAAGGCAAAAACAGAGGCCUUCCGAGGAGCGGAUUUGUCAUGCGGUGGCAACCUCACACAGAUUGGGCAAGCGGACCGUUCUAGAACAGUUGGAUUUAAGUGUUCAUGAUGGUUCCAUUCUCAAAGUCACCAAUAAGGGGAACGUGUCGUACAAAGACCCCGAGCACCCUGGGAGAGGAUUAUUAUCAUCAUCAUCAUCAUCAUCGUCGUCGUCGCUCAAACCUGUAAGUGCAAACCUCUCUAUUCCAUCAUCUAAAGGAUCUAUAUGGAAACCGAGUGACCUACGCCACGUUGAUUGGAAUAAAGUCCUGAGGAGGGCCAUCGAGGGUCUGGAUGAUAGCCGUGGUUCCUCUCUGAAGAACAUCCAGAGGUACCUAAGGAACCAGGAUGAUCCAUCGCACGUCCUUGACAACCCAGGUUUCCAGCAGAGGUUACGGCUGGCCGCUAAAUGGGCAGUCAAAAACGGCCGGCUGGCGAAGGAUGGUCCGCGCUACAGGUUGAACCAGGGGGUUAAUGGAGCUGAGGGUAGGAGCCAGAGUUGUCCAGGUGCUUCCCCAUUGGCUCUUCUGUGUGUCACUCUUCUUCCACAUGAGAGAGACCAGCUACGCGCUGACCCCAUCCCAAUAUGCAGUUUCUGUUUGGGAACGAAAGAGUCCAAUCGGGACAAGAGGUCAGAGGAGCUUCUGUCCUGUGCAGACUGUGGAAGCAGCGGGCACCCGUCUUGUUUGAAGUUUUCCCCAGAGCUGACCACUAACGUCAAGAGAUUGCGAUGGCAAUGUAUAGAAUGUAAAACAUGUAGCUCCUGUCAAAUACAAGGCAGAAACGCUGAUGAGAUGCUGUUCUGUGACUCCUGUGAUCGGGGGUUUCACAUGGAGUGCUGCGACCCGCCUCUCUUAAGGAUGCCAACAGGUACCUGGGUCUGUCAGGUCUGCAGGCCCAAGGAAAAUGGAAAGACAUUUCUUCAUAUGAAAGCCGAUCAGAUCAAACGUCGAUAUGCAAAGCCAAUCGGGGGGCCCAGAAAUAAGCUCAAACAAAGAAUGUCUGUAAGCAGUGGUGCCGGCUCCGUGCUAGCCCGGGGAGGAAGGGGGUCACCUGGUAGGGGUCAAAAGCUUACCGUCUGUUCCACACCUUCAUCUGGUCAUGCAGCAUCUGUGAAGAACACCACAGACAGAUUGGCUGUUGCUACAGCUGACCCCUGUUGGGCAGGUGACGCUGUCACCCCUCCUCCCCAAUUCACCACCUCCUCCUCCACCCUCUCCACCACUCCCCCCCUCACGCCCACCUCGUCCUCCUCGUCCUCCUCCUCCACCCCAGCAGCUAUACUCACCGUUAACAAGAAAACCAAAGGGCUUAUCGACGGGCUUUCCAAAUUCUUUACACCCUCGCCUGUCGGUCGUAGGUCGUCGCGAGCCGGCGAGAUCUUAGACCCCUCGGCCUCGAAAGGGUCACAGUCUUUUUGUCCUGCUAGGAAAAAGCCUGUCCCCCCGCCAGAACUAUGGAAACUAAGUCCAUCUCCGUCAGUUGUUGUUGGCAUGGCUGCAAAGCCAACCACCACCACCCUAUCUCCCUGUACACUCUCCCUCUCUCCCCCACCCACGUUUCCUGGACAGGGCUCCACCACCUCCCAGGUAUUCUCCACCUCUGCUAACUCCCCCCAGAGUUCUUCCAGACAGUCUAGCGUCCACUCCCUUACUAUUUUGUCUGAUCACAACCAGCUUAAGGGACUCUUUGACGGACUCUCCCAUAUCUAUACCACUCAGGGACAGUCUCGGAAAAAGGGACUGCCUUGCUAUGCACCACCUAAGCGCAGGCACCAUAAGGCAUCCAAAACGUGUCCUCUCAUUCCCCAUCCUUCCCAGCAGCACCUUGGAAAGAAAGAGAGAAUAAAGAAUCGGUUGCUUUUGUUGUCCCAUUCAUCUCCUAACGCCUCUUCCCAUCCUGGGCACGGCCGGCCAAGGGGGCGCCCCUUUAAGUUGGUCAGUCAUUUCAGACGUAACCCCUUUUUUAAAAAGCACAGAAUGCUAGGCAGGCUAAGAUGUAGAAUGACCCCUCAGAAGGGAACCCAGGAAAUGACCCCUCAGAAGGGAACCCAGGAAACACCAGGAAAGGGAGACAUGACAGACGAAGGAAGAAUUAAGACAGAGGACCAUCAUGGCAGUGAAGUGGGGCUGAGGGUGAAGCAGGAACCUGGUUUUGUAGCCGUCUCCAGGGAACACGUCACAGAGGAAGACGUGGAGAUAUUCACACAGGUCCAAGAGCUCUCGUCGCAGAGAAAUGGUACCAUGACCAUCACUGACUCUGGACGAUUCCCUGCCUUCAUAGAGUUUGGGAAGUAUUGUAUCCAAACCUGGUACUCUUCUCCUUACCCACCUGAAUACUCGAGAUUGCAAAAGCUUUACCUGUGUGAGUUCUGUCUGAAGUACAUGAGAAGCAAAAACAUCCUACAGCGACACACCAAGAAGUGUGGCUGCUUUCACCCUCCGGCCAAUGAGAUUUACAGGAAGGACGACCUUUCAGUGUUCGAGGUUGACGGAAAUGUCAGCAAGCUCUUCUGCCAAAACCUCUGCCUGUUAGCCAAGCUGUUCCUCGAUCACAAGACCCUAUAUUACGACGUGGAGCCUUUCCUUUUUUACAUACUAACAAAGAACGACGACAAAGGAUGUCACCUUGUGGGUUAUUUCUCCAAGGAAAAGCUUUGCCAGCAGAAGUACAAUGUCUCCUGUAUAAUGAUCAUGCCUCAGUACCAAAGGCAAGGGUUUGGAAGGUUCCUCAUUGAUUUCAGUUACCUUCUCACGAGGCAGGAAGGACAAGCUGGCUCCCCAGAGAAGCCUCUGUCAGAUCUGGGUCGCUUAUCCUACCUGGCAUAUUGGAAAAGUGUCAUGGUGGAGUACCUCUAUAAGCAGCCAGAUAAACACAUCAGCAUUAAAGGAAUAAGCAAGGCUACUGGGAUGUGCCCACAUGACAUUACUGCUACUCUCCAAAACCUCCGCAUGAUUGACAGACAGGACGGCAGGUUUGUGGUGAUCCGAAGAGAGCGAUUGAUCCAGAGACACAUGGAGAAGCUGCGAGUCACCCCCAGGCUGAACCAGGUCGACCCUGACGCCCUGCACUGGACCCCCGCUGUGGCCCUCAACUCUGUCCUGUCUGAGGAGGAGAGAGAGGCUGAGAUGGAUGCUGAGCGACUUAAGGAGCAGGCUAGUUGUUGGGAGAAGGAGGAGAGAGAGGUGGUCUACCUGAUGACUCACCCUCGUCCUCCCACUAAGGUCUACAGUAAGAAGCCCUACAGAACCUACCAGCGUCGCCCUGCCCCCGGAGAACAAGGCUUGCACGUCUCUGAGGAGUGCAGUGAGGACGAUGAGGAUGGUUUUGAUUGGUCGCUCCCCAUCCUAGCAAAGGCCCACACCGUACUUGGAGUCAAGAGAAAGAGAGAUGAGAGAGCUCUGGUCCUCAAGAAGAGAGGUCAGGAGAGGAGAGGGAUAAGUAGCAGUGUGACAACUGAGACCAUCUCGGAGACGACGGAGGUUCUGAAGGAACCGUUUGCCAACUCGCCGGACGAGAGGCCCCUGUUGGAGAGGACCUGCAGGGUGGGAGAGACGGAGGAGGAGCUGCUUAGGAAACCAGUAAAGAGACGCAGAGGUCGUCCACGGCUAGAGAAAAACAUGUACAGAGACAAUCACUGGAAUGAAGGGGCCGGUGUGCUAGUGAAGAAACCGGGCAGACCUCGAGCAGUAAAGCGCAAGAAGGGCUGGCCCAAAGGAGUGAAACGGGGGCCUCCAAAAUGGCGUCUGAAGAAGGAGAGGAAGAUGGGAUUCAAGCUGAACCUGUACACACCCCCAGAGACGCCACUGGAGGCCGAGGAGCCCCACAUCCAGGCCGAAGAGCCAAAGGAGGAGCUGGAUCAGGCCUCUCCCAUCACGGAGGCAGGGUUAGAGCCCGGCAGGGGCCUGGCCAGCCGGGAGAUGAACAAGAAGCUAGCCCUGGAGCCUUCAGAGCCCCAAAGUCCCAUGGAGGAAGAGCACUCCCCUGGGUUGUCUCCUGUGACUUCUCCCAUGGCCUGCUCUCUGGUAGCCUCCCCUAUAGCCUCUAGAGCUAGCUCCCCCGCCUGCUCCCCCGUCUGCUCCCCCAGUCGUGACAACAGUCAGGAGGUGUCAGAGCCACCAGAGGAUGACCCACAGGACAAGGAGCACGGGGCCUCUCCAUCCCCCUCUCUGUCUCCACCCAAAGAGCUGAAACACAGCACUGAACAAUCAGUUGAGGAGGAAGAGGCCACGCACCUGGAUGCGGACGAUGAAGACGAAAGUCACAUUGAGUCGACAACAGAGCUAGAGAAACACGGAGACGUGCAGCAGCUGGAGCCAGGACCUUGUAAAGAGCCUCCUAAAGCCCAGUCCUACAUCACAGCGGCUUUUCUCCAUCUGAACCGUGAGGAUUCUGAACAAUGUCAGGAGGAGGAGUCCAUAGUCGUGGCUUAUAGGUGCGAGCAGCCUGCCAACACCGGAGAAGAGAGAAGCAAACAUAUCCAGGAACAGGCACCUACAACAUCAGCAGCAGUAGCUGUAGUCUCUGACCACCCUGUUGACUCAGAGAGCAGCAGUCAGGAGGCUCCUCACCAGCCACAGCAGACACAGAAUGCUAGAGAGACGCUUGGAGCGCUUAGUCCUGCUGUCGUACUAAGAGACAGAGAGGAGAACAGAGAGGAGAUGGAUCCCCCGGUGUACCCUGAGCCUGAUGUGGACCAGGAGACGGCCCAGGCCGUACAGAGCCUCACCCAGGAGACGGAGCGCGACCCAGAGACAGAUAGCGUCAGCUCUGUGUUCCACCAGGACUGCGUGGAGAGAGAGACCCAGGAGGCAUGCCGGAGCCUGCAGACUUACACCCACCACGUGACCCCCCAGAGUCCCCCUCACACCCUAACUUCACUGGACGAAGGCUGCCCCCAGUCUGACCACAGCAGCCCCCUGUCCUCGGUCCACUCACACCCCAGCCAGUCAGUGCGCUCCGUCAGCAGUCCGACUGUGUCCAUCCUGGAGAGUAGUGGAGGCAGCGUUCCGGCUGUGUCCAUCCUGGAGAGUAGUGGAGGCAGCAUUCCGGCUGUGUCCAUCCUGGAGAGUAGUGGAGGCAGCGUUCCGGCUGUAUCCAUCCUGGAGAGUAGUGGAGGCAGCGUUCCGGCUGUGUCCAUCCUGGAGAGUAGUGGAGGCAGCGUUCCGGCUGUGUCCAUCCUGGAGAGUAGUGGAGGCUACACCCAGAUUAGCCCAGACCACGCCUCCAUCUCUGUCCCCUCCUCCCUCCACAACAUGGCAGCCAGCCCCAUGAUGGAUGUGCCGUCAGUGUCAGACCACUCGUCCCAGCAGGUGGUGGACAGCGGCUUCAGUGACCUGGGCUCCAUCGAGAGCACCACAGAGAACUACGAGAACCCCAGCUCCUAUGACUCCACUCUGGGGGGCAGCAUCUGCGGUGGGGCGGGGGGUCCCUCUCAGAACAGCUGCUCCUACGGGCCCCUCCCCCCUAGCGGCCUGGCGCAGAGCAGCUGUGCCGUCAACCCUGGCAGCUGUGGUAUGAUUCAGCAGAAUAACCUGAGCUCCCCGCAGCACUGCAACGUCAAGUCACCACAGGGCUGUGUGGGAGUGGUGGAGAGACCACCGAGUCACAGCCAACACAGUCACAGCCAACACAGUCACAGUCAUACAAUCCCACACAACCCCUAUGGCCAUACUAGGCACACAAUCACUCCACACAGUCUGCCUCACGGUGCGCCACACAAUCAACACAGCCAGCUAACGCAACACAACCCAUACACACACCCUGCACACAGCCAGCUACAUAGUGUACGACACAAUCAGCUCAGCCAGCACGGUCAGCACACCCUUCACACUCAACACGGCACCAGCCAGCACAGCCACUGUCAACAGCAGACCAUGGCACAGUGUGUCAUUCCCACCAACUUCACAGUGCCCAUGCAGCUAGCUGACAGCCCAGAUUCAGGCAGCUCCAACCUGAGCAGCUUCUACGACAGGAUGAACCAGGAGGGCUAUAGCAGCGGUCAUUACUCCCAGCCCUCGGCCACCUUCAGCCUAGCCAAACUACAACAGUUGACCAACACCCUGAUCGACCACCCUCAUUCGCUGCCUUUCAACCACUCAGCCUCCCACCCCCACACCAUCACAUCUUAUACAAACAGUGCCUCCCUGUCAUCGCACUCUCAGCACUCUGGCCUGGUGUCUCUAUCCCAGUCCCCACAUCCCCAUGUCCCCCACGGGGUCACUCCUCACCCUGGGGCCUCCCAGGUCCAAGUACAGGCCACCAUGACACCCCCUCCGCCCUCCUCCCACCCCCUUAGCUCCCCUCAGAUGAUGCUGCAACGCAACGCCAUGGGUAUCCCCAACAUCACCCCCUCCCAGAGGACUCUACAGGCUCAGAUGGCCUCCGGGGGACACAAGGGCCCCACACACAUCUCCAUGCGCUCCAAGUCAGCGGCCCCUGGUCACUCCGCCCACCAGCAGCAGAUGUACAGCCAUGCCCACGGGGCCCCCCAGACAGUCUCCAUGCAGGCCCCCUCAUCCCGGACACUUGCUGCCAUGCCCAGGGGCAUAAACUUGGGCACGGUCAACAUCAUGCCAGCCUCCUACAACCACGCUGUGAACAUGCCUACUGCCGCCGCCAUCAACCACGCCAUGAAUGGUUACCGCGUCAACGGUGGUUACCCCGGCAGCCAGAUGUCGAGUCAACAGAUGGCUGCGGCCUACAUGAACCAGUCGCCCGGGUCCCAGUACGCCUCUAUGCAGAUGGGCAUGAUGGGAACGCAACCAUACCCCCAACAACCCAUGCAGGCUCCGCCCCACGGCAACAUGAGGUUCUCUUCAGCUGGUCACCAUGGAUACAUGACCAACGCUGGACCUAUGUCCAAGCAGACACUCAAAGGGCCUUUCGUCAGACGGUAACCCACGGUUACUAACAUAACAGUUAUCUAACAGUUAACGAAACGAUAACUACCGACAGACUGAAUCAAUCUGACUGGAUGUUUAAAUCACACAAAUGUGCAUUAUUAAUUAUUAUUACUAUUAGUCCCUGAUGCACACAUUUGGCCUUUUUGGUUGUUGAUAAUGUUUGUUGUAAUUUUGUUAAUAGUUACUUAAAAACCAGCACUUGGAAAGAAUGCAUCAAGUUUGAUCAACAAGCAAACUUUCUAUAAAAAGCUACUAUCUAUCUAUGUCAAAGUAUUUUUGUUCCUAACAGAUGGGAAGCCUUACGUCAUAAAAGAUGAACAUUUAUUUAAUUAGUAUUAGUUUCCCUGAUCAGUCCGUAGGGCAGGCAGGGUAGGGGGCCGGGGGGGAGACGGGCGAGAGAUUUCAUCACCUGGAGGAAGAGCGUGAGUGUAGUUAUGUAGCAGCCUCAAAACGAAGCCAUCUAAUGUGCCUGCUACAAACAGACUUAAACAAGUGGAUAUUCCUAGAACCUGUUCAGUGUACCUGUCUAACAGUGCUGACAAUUAGUUUGUACUAUACUCAUGCCUUUGUAUGUUUAAAUUAUUGUAGUUAUUUUGUAAAGUGACAAUUAGCAUGCAUCGGUCUUCGGUCUCCAUUAGUAACAGUGUUGUGCUUUAAUAGCAAGACAUUUUAAAGACAUUUUGGCCUUUUGUUAGGUUCACCUCGCUUACAAAGCGGGGGGAGAAAGAUGAAACUAUAUUUUGUUAAUUCUAAUAAUACUGUAAAAAAAAAAAAAAAAAAAUGUGUCAACUUCUUUAAUCCUGUUGUUCUGUACGGUUGAGAGGUUUUAUUACCAUUUAUGGUUAAUUCUGAAGCCUUUUCUAACAGAUAUCUUUGAGGCAGCGUUCUGUUUUAUAAUGCAGGAGACUUCUGGUAAGAUAAAUAAGCAUAUUGCACCCCUCACUCUGAUUUUGUUUUUAAAUUUCAGAGGUGUACCAAUGUCGAAAAGUGUUGACAAAAAAAUAAAUAAUAAUAAAGAAAUAUAAAUUUAGUCCAAAGUUGAUAUUUUACAAUUUCUUUAAAAAAGUUACAUUUUCAUUCCAUCUGUAGAUUUGUUUUCUAUCUUGAUAAAAUGUUGGAUUUAUAUUUUACAAAGUGUAGGAGAAGAGAGGAUGUAAAUAUACCAAACUAAGCUAACAGAUUGCAUGUAAAAAGCCACUUGUACUUGUGUUUUUGUUAAUAUUGCUCUUUUGUAGCCUUUGUACCUGUACAGAACGGCUGGUAGGGACAGUCACAGGGGGAGACCUGGCUAUGUGCACAAACAAUUGGACAGAAUGACAGUCUUGUAUUUAUGACUUUUCUCCAUUGGCAGUCACUUAUAAAUGCUGUACAUUUUAGCAUAAAAUAAAUGAUGAUUGACCAUG
Messenger RNA from Oncorhynchus tshawytscha (Chinook salmon), 8814 nucleotides. RefSeq names its product histone acetyltransferase KAT6B-like. Gene Ontology annotation, biological process: nucleosome assembly; regulation of DNA-templated transcription. NCBI's taxonomy places the organism in Eukaryota, Metazoa, Chordata, Actinopteri, Salmoniformes, Salmonidae. The record is from RefSeq and is a predicted model, not a curated record. Gene Ontology annotation, cellular component: nucleosome; MOZ/MORF histone acetyltransferase complex. The transcript has 18 exons. The coding region runs from base 371 to 7405 and encodes 2344 amino acids. Gene Ontology annotation, molecular function: histone acetyltransferase activity; DNA binding.